UUAUGUAUGCUUGCGGGGAGAGAACGCAAAGAGAGACAGAGCCGCAAAAAAAUCCCCUAACCGACCAAGAAGGCAAAACACAGACCAACAAAGACGUUCUUUGUUUUCACUCUUUUGUCUCUACUUGACUGUAGUUCUGAGACUCCCAAUACCUCAAAAUCUUUGACCUGCACUUUCCCUUUCGUUGUCUCUUGUUCUCUGGAGAAUUUCCACGUGGGGGCACUCUUGAAAACCCUUGGAUUUGAAUGGGCAUGGUCUAGAAUUCCUGCGGCCGUGUAAUCUUUAUUGAGCCCGUGGUGAACUGGGUUUGUUGCCUUUAGAUGAUAUGGCUUUCAAACUUAGUUCUUCUUCAUGCUCUUUCGUGGCGCCUUAUGGUUCUUCUCUUUUAUGUCCAAGGAGAAUUUCGCAGCUGAACCUAAAACAAAGACCAUUCGACGGCCAGCAAUGUGAUUCCCAGCAGAUUAGAAAUGCUAAAGUCAAGUUAUGUGCCACAAUCGGGGAGCUGAAGGUGAGGGGAACGGUUAUAAAAAGGGGAAAGGUUGUGUUUGCUAGCUCUGAAGAUCAGUCACAAUUUGGUGACCUCCAACCACAUGUUGCAAAGGAAGACGAUCAGCAUGCUAAUGCUACAGCCUCCCCUCCAUUGAGUGGUUCACUCAUUCAUGUUGAGGGAACUGAUGGAAAACCAGGCUUAAUUUCAUUUUACAAUCGACCAUAUGGCAGAAACAUUGAGAUCAUUUCAUCUGAGACCCAAAGAAGUCAGAGCAGCUUAUUAUGGUUCAUUGCCCCUUCUGUCCUUGUGGCCUCUUUCGUUUUUCCCUCACUUUAUUUGCGAAAGAUAAUCUCCACUGUAUUUGAGGACUCUUUGCUGACAGUUUCUUGUUUGUCUGUAGAUUUCCUGAUAUUGUUCUUCACUGAAGCUCUUUUCUACUCCGGUGUUGCGAUUUUUCUUCUGCUAAUAGACCGUCUGAGGAGACCCAUUCGGCCUGUUGCAAAUGAUAGCAAAACCCUAGCUCCCCAACUUGCGCAGCGAAUUUCUUCUGUUGCUGUGCUGGUGCUCAGUCUUAUAAUUCCCAUGGGGACAAUGGGUUUGGUCUGGCCAUGGACCGGCCCUGCAGCUUCUGCUACACUUGCUCCAUACCUGGUUGGUAUUGUAGUCCAAUUUGCAUUUGAGCAGUAUGCUAGAUAUUGGAAGUCACCUUCAUGGCCUGUUAUUCCAGUCAUAUUUCAAGUUUACAGAUUGCACCAGCUGAAUAGAGCAGCACAGUUGGUGACUGCUCUUUCAUUCACAGUGAGAGGAGCUGAAAUGACCUCUCAUAACAUGGCCAUAAACAGCUCUCUUGGUACACUUUUGAAUGUCCUUCAAUUUCUCGGGGUUGUCAGCAUUUGGUCACUCUCUAAUUUCCUCAUGCGGUUCUUCCCUUCCUCUCCUAUUGAUGCAUAAUGAUUGCAUUUUCUUUUCCUGAGAGGAUUGAUGAUAUCAUUGGACUGAACAGUGUAGGAAAGGUAACUUAUUUAGGGUCCUUACUCUCUUUUUUGCCAUUUGGUUCUGCUAUGGCUGGAUUUCAAACAAGGUGGGUGUUGAAGGUUUCAACUCUCUUAUAAGCACAACAGUUGUUGUAUGAUUCACAUUAAGAAAUGAAAAGCUGGAUGGAUUAUAAACGCAACAGUUGUUGCAUGAUUCACAUUAAGAAGCAAAAUGCUGGAUGGAGCAGAUUUAAGGGAAAUUGCUAUUCUGAUAUUUCUGGGUUUGUACCUGACAGGACCUAGAUUCUGAUCUUUGUUAUCAGACGUCUGACAUUGUGCAGCAUUUAGCCAUCCUUACAUGUAAAUUAACCUUUUUCUUGUCCAAACUGAGGAAACACAGAUGGAUACGACAGUUUAGACAUGAAACGGUGAAAGAAUCAUCCAGAACGGGUAAAAGCAAAGGUGAGGCUACUGAGAAUAGCCUUGAUUAUUUUCCCAUUUGAAACAUUAGUAUUCAUUGAAAGGGUGAUGUCCUUGUUAUCAUCAAGUUUAAUCCUCUAUUUAUGAGAUAGAACCUAAUAAUUGAGUUAAUUCUAGGGAAGACACUUAACUGUUUGACUGCAAACAUUAUUAUCACUUUGCUAAGUUGGCUAGAACUAGACUACUAGUUUCUCAUGCAUUGAAUAUUUAUAAUUUCUUUUUGGUUGUA
Molecule: messenger RNA, 2173 nt
Organism: Tripterygium wilfordii
Lineage: Eukaryota; Viridiplantae; Streptophyta; Magnoliopsida; Celastrales; Celastraceae
Exons: 5
Coding region: 326-1441 (371 amino acids)
Cellular component (GO): chloroplast
Source: RefSeq, a predicted model, not a curated record